AUGAUCCAAAAAAAAAAUUCAUCGGGUAUUGUUGAAAAUCAAUCUGUAGCGUCGGCAUCAAGCUCAUCAAGUAUUGAUAUCACUAAUAAUGAUGUAGCAUCAAACAUAAGUUCAGCUAGUACUGUACCUGAACCCAUUGUAAUACCUGAGCCAGCUGUUGAAUUAGAAUCAGUUGAACCGGUCCCAUAUAAUUCUGAAGAACCUUCUGUGGCGUUUGAGUGUGUUGUUGAUUCUCCUUCUAACAAUGUUUCAUUUGAAAGUGAUUUAAGUGCUGGUGAAAAUCACACAUGUAUAUAUUGUGAUCAAAAGACUAAAAGACACAAACUAAAAAGACUACCAUUGCAUGCGUCUGAUAAAAAUGAUUUUUUAAAGAAAUUGAAUGAAGGGGAGACUCUGCGGAAUUGA
Molecule: messenger RNA, 405 nt
Organism: Pieris macdunnoughi
Lineage: Eukaryota; Metazoa; Arthropoda; Insecta; Lepidoptera; Pieridae
Source: the annotation of a GenBank genome assembly